AUGUCUACACAGCUUACUCCGAUUAUGGAAAUCAAUCAGGCAACUCACAACCGGUGGACAGCCCUUGUACAAAUCUUAGAAUGUCAGCACGUUUUGCAAACUAAAAAAGGGUCUUCUUACAAACGACUGAUGUUAACAGAUUCUGAAGGCUUAAAGUUCACAGCAAUUAUUUUCAGUGAGAAUUUAAACUACUAUGCAAGAACAUUCACACAAUAUAGGAGGUAUCGCAUCUCAAAUGCGUUUCUCAUCCCAUGUGAUCCACGAUAUGCACUUAGCUUAUAUGGAUUUUCAUGGGUGCUCAAUAAGCGAACGCUUGUACAAGAACAUCCUGAUCGCAAUCCGGUGAAUUUACCUUGUACUUUUGAAUUCACACCAUUUACGAGGCUCCAUGAACAUGCUGAAUCAGAACAUCUUCAAAGUUCUGACCUUGUCAGUCGGAGAGAUGUCGUUAUUAUCAACGAAGAAAAACUGCCUUUGGUGAUCACUCUGUGGAACCAAUUCGAUGAACAUGAGGGUAAUAUGUUGCAGUCAAUGCAAGGCCCACCCCCUUUGUUCUUUGGACUGAGGCUGAAAGUCACGACUUUUAACUGUUUGCUCAUCAAUCCACCGGUUAGGGACGACUUGCAAUUACGCACCUGGUACAAUAACAACCGCAAGGAAAUAAAUGACUUGCUAUUAGUCACAAACUACCGAAGAAAUGAUUUCCUUCUACCAUAUCCAGCUGAAACAAACAUAUCUUCUAUUGUUUCUGCAACUUCACAUUUCGACACUAUGAAAACUGCUUGGGUGAAAGGCACCCUGAGUCUUCCUAAACAAGAACGUAACUUAUCAUACACUGCUUGUUCCAAUUGCUUCAAGUCUAUAGAAGCCGACACAACUUGGAUUGUUACCUGUCCUUCUUGUCACAUCGAGUCAGAAAUUCAACAGAUGUCAAGGUUAAUUGUUUUGAUUGCCGAUGAAAGUGGAGUGAUGAAAGCAAAUUUACACACACCUGAACUUGAAAAGUUUAUACAUUUCUCUCCAAAAGAUGUGCAAAUCAGUGAAGAAACGAGUCAAAGUCUAUGCAAUUCCAUUGCCACUGCAAUCAAGUCUGUUUAUAUUGUUGCUUUCGUUCGUGCAUACGAAGUGCAUUUUCAAGGAACAACAGACAUCAAAGUGAAUAUUGUUAAAGCUUACAAAGUAAAUGAUCGUGCUGCUGUAUCAAAUGAGUCUGAUAACAUGGUCCAUAGAUCAAACAUCGGUGAAGGCACAUCAACAACCAAGAAUGUGUCUUCUCUUGCAGCCACAGUUCCUUUGCCAUCGGCUGGUGAAAUUGAAAAACCUCUUCAAGUUAAGAAUUCAAAGCAAGUUCCUGUUAUAUACUUGCUUCCAAAGAAUAAGCCAGAACCAAUUCUAAUGACAAAGCAUCUUGUUCCAGAACUUCCAACUUCCAUCUCCUCUCCAAUUGAACAAAAAGUUUCUGAAUCGGUCCCACCUUUAGCACUUCCUGUGAAAGAAGAUGUUCUUCGGGCAAGCAAUCCAAGACCUUCCAAAAAAACAAAGUAA
Messenger RNA from Lactuca saligna, 1545 nucleotides. Lineage: Eukaryota; Viridiplantae; Streptophyta; Magnoliopsida; Asterales; Asteraceae. The record is from the annotation of a GenBank genome assembly.